UGCUAACUGGGACUAUUAUUUACGUUGUUGGGAUACUGGUAUUUUGUUCAGCUGUUUUGUUUACCAAACAGCGUAAUAACCAAUAACUGAGCAAAAUUGUGCAUAUGAUGAGCUUUAUACCAAACAUAGGGAUAUCGUAAUUUAUUAGUUCUAUUAGUGAACAGAAUAUAUAAUGACAUAAUCUGUGUCGGCAAACCUAACCAUGAUUGGUUUAAAACCAUUCUGGUUUUAAAGGUUUCCUGAUGAAACCUGUCUUGGUUGAAACUGAAGUUCGUAUGAUCAGUGUUGAAAAUACUUUUCAAUGUAGGCUUCAAGGGUCUGAAAGCCUACAUGAAAGUUUACAUCAAUAGGCCCUUAUGUCACGAUUGUAUCUGUUACUUGCAUGGAGUAAAUUUGCAACUCCAUGACUAGCCUCAAUAUUUUAUCUCUUUAAGCCAGACGAGAGCAUAUCUAUAGACUAAAAACGGCUUUGUGGAUAGACUAUGAAUUUUGUAUGUGUCGUAUGAGCCUUCGCCACUGAAAUCGUUUUCCAGCAGUGUCAUCCCUCCCUCUACCUCCCCUCUGCCCACACAUCACCAACUCCUUCUCUCCUUUUCCAUUUUCUCCCUGUUCACUCUGCUAACAUCAGCGCGCUGUUGUCUGUUUGGAAAUGACUGGGCCAAUGAAAAAGGAGUCAGUGAGACUGAAAAUGCAAAUUUUUUUUGCAGAGCUCUGCAGGAGGGAAGAAAACCACUAUUUUAUGAAACCGCAUCACUAAAAAUGCUAUUUGAUUACACUCGCGGGGAAAUUUGUUCAGAAGCGGCUGCGUGAAUAUUUACAGUAUAGUAGUCAACAUUUGCGCAUAUAUGUAAGCAAGACUGUAUGGCUUAAGACAUUCCGAAACCAGGGCUGGUUUAACCUAAUUUUUCAUAGAGCUAUUACAAGAAAGUUGAUGAAAAGAAGAAAAAAUGAGUUCAUAUUUCGUUAAUUCUCUCUUUAGCAAAUUCAAAGGAAGCGACGCCCUGCGUCCAAACUACUACGAGUGUUCUGGGUACACACAGGAGCUUGCAGGCAGACCGUCUGUGUUGUACGGACACAGCACAGCAUCUACAUUUCAACACACAGCCCAGCUUCCGGAGUUUUAUCACCACGGAGCCUCUACGUUCUCCCACGCACCGUACCAGCACAGCCAAUAUCACGGAGAGCCAGCAGCAAACCUUUUUGCACAGGACGCCUUACAGAGACAGACUUUUUUCGGCACACAAGAUACGGAUUUAGCCCAAUUUGGGGACUACAGUGUAAAAGCAAACUACAUCAGUGAUGAUUUGGAGAACGCAGAAACGUGCCCAACACAGCUUUUUCCAUGGAUGCGACCACAAGCUACCGGCCGAAGGCGGGGCAGACAGACGUACAGCCGCUACCAGACGCUCGAGCUGGAGAAGGAGUUCCUGUUUAAUCCGUACCUGAACCGCAAGCGGCGCGUGGAGGUGUCGCGAGCGCUCUGCCUGACCGAGCGCCAGGUGAAGAUCUGGUUUCAGAACCGGCGCAUGAAGUGGAAGAAAGAGAACAACAAGGACAAGUUCCCGAGCAGCAGGGCUGAGCAGGAGCAGAUUGAGAGGCAGAGAUGUGAAUGCGUCGAUGAUUCAGGAAAACGUACGUCAGAAGUGGCGGACUCCGAGGACGCGUAACUCCGUGAAUUACAGAUCGAGCUCCGAUUAGUUUCGUAACAUUUCUGUAGUCAGCUGAAAUGAUAUAAGAAUGUGAUGUAAGCACUUGAUCUCUUAUUAAGCCUUGUCUAACAAAACGAGGUACACCUUUAUCAUUGCCAGUAAUAGUAUUAUAAUAAAAAUAAAUAAAUAAAUAAAUAAUAACAAGAAAUAAUAAUAAUAAUAAUAAAAAUAAUAAUAAUAAUGAUUUUGUUAUUAAUAAUAGAUCAAUUAAAAUGUGGAUAUAUGCCUAUUUCAUUCAUCGUUCUUACCUCAGAAGUGCCAAGCGUUGAUAGUUGGCAGUUGUAUGUGUGUGUGUGUGUGUGUGUGUGUGUGUGUGUGUGUGUGUGUGUGUGUGUGUGUGUGUGUGUGUGUGUGUGUGUGUUCGCUCUCUGUGGUAUGGGGAAGUAAGCCCAUGUCUUACUACAGCUACCAUGAUCUCAGUUCCGUCUAUUAUGUCGAUUGUUACUAUAAAGAUUGUUCAAGAACUGCGCUGAUACCCGUUCAACUACUGCACGACUUUUACUUCAAAUUAACACUUCAAUUUAAUUUAUAUUAAUUUAUAUUAAUUGUAGCUAUUUUAUUGAAUAUAAUCAGGGGAUACAUGAGUGCAGUUACUGCAGUACUAUAGGCUACCUAAUACGCACUUGUGAUUACUGACUGAUGAGAAUAAUGAUUAAUCAGGCUUAUCAUAUGUCAUAAACACUACCUAUAAGUAACUCAGUUCACUGGAUCAGUCCAUUACAAGGCAAACGCAAUGCGUGACCUAGUUUAAAUAUUCCAUACCAUGCUGGAUAUUGUCCUACAUAUAAAUAUAUGCGAGAACACUUGAUUGUUGUCUUAUUGUCUUUUUUAUUGUUUGUGGUUGGAGUUGUUUGUGUAAAAAAAAGUACAAUAAAGAUUCCUUUAUGUUCACUGUUACCAUUUUUGUAAUAGCUUGCUCGU
This is a messenger RNA of Ictalurus furcatus (blue catfish), 2630 nucleotides long. RefSeq names its product homeobox B8b (gene hoxb8b). Gene Ontology annotation, cellular component: nucleus. Gene Ontology annotation, biological process: regulation of transcription by RNA polymerase II. Lineage: Eukaryota; Metazoa; Chordata; Actinopteri; Siluriformes; Ictaluridae. The record is from RefSeq and is a predicted model, not a curated record. The transcript has 2 exons. Gene Ontology annotation, molecular function: RNA polymerase II transcription regulatory region sequence-specific DNA binding; DNA-binding transcription factor activity, RNA polymerase II-specific. Bases 948 to 1667 code for a protein of 239 amino acids.